This is a messenger RNA of Mercurialis annua (annual mercury), 2118 nucleotides long. Its product is annotated as two-component response regulator ORR22-like. The record is from RefSeq and is a predicted model, not a curated record. The transcript is spliced from 9 exons. Bases 1 to 2118 code for a protein of 705 amino acids. Gene Ontology annotation, molecular function: DNA binding. Gene Ontology annotation, biological process: cytokinin-activated signaling pathway; phosphorelay signal transduction system. NCBI's taxonomy places the organism in Eukaryota, Viridiplantae, Streptophyta, Magnoliopsida, Malpighiales, Euphorbiaceae.
AUGAGUUGUGGUACACUUCAAUCUCACAACAAAUUAGAAUUAGAUACUUCUCUUUUAAAAGUUCAAAUUUUGGUUGUAGAUGAUGAUACUACUUCUCUUGCUAUUGUCUCAUCUACGCUUAAAACAUUUAGUCUCCAAGUUGUUACAGUUAGAAAUUCUUUCGAAGCUUUAUCAACUCUUCGCGCAAAACAUGAUGAUGAAUUCGACUUGGUUAUCACUGAACUUCACAUGCCUGGAAUGAAUGGCUCACAACUGCAAAGACAAAUCGAUAAAGAAUUCAACAUUCCUGUUAUUCUUAUGUCAUCUGAUGAUCAUCAAAGUGUAAUUCUACAAAGUUUAGAAAGCGGAGCAGUGUUUUAUAUGGUAAAACCAGUGAACCAGCAAGAUUUGAAAAACGUUUGGCAAUACGCAGUAGAAGCUAAGAAAAGUAAGUCAGUAGUUGGUAAUCAAGAAAUGGGGAACAAUGACGAUGAAGCAUCAUCAUCCAAUCCGAAAAGUAAUGAUUCGGAGGAUAACAAUUCGGCAUCAUCAGUGAAUAAUGAAGAUUGUAAUAACAAAAAGAAGAAAGGGAAAAAGAGAACAAGAGACGGGGAGGAAGAAGAAGCGCCAGCUCCACCCAAAAAGCCUAAGGUGGUGUGGACUAAUACACUUCACAACCGAUUCUUGCAGGCCCUCAGUCACUUGGGACUCGACAAGGCUGUGCCAAAGAGAAUUCUUGAAUUCAUGAAUGUUCCGGGGCUUACCAGAGAAAAUGUUGCUAGCCAUUUACAGAAAUAUCGAAUGUUCCUGAAGAAGGUUGCAGAAAGAGGUCUUUGGUCACCACAGAAUUUAUCAGAAAGGGCACUUCGAUCAUCCUUCGCAACUGGUUAUUCCCCCUAUUUGUUCAGAAAUACCCUUCAUGAUUAUGCACAGUUGCCCGGACUGCAGUAUCCCAGGUUCCAACCUGGAUAUGCACCCAAUUAUCCUUAUGGCCUUUCUGGUUAUGCCAACUUUGGCCUCUCCCGCUAUCCUAAUCCACCAUCGCCUGCAACCACCAAUUAUGCGCCUCACUUCAGCUUUGGACAAACUGGUCCUUCUAAUUUCCAGCUAGGAUCAGUGUUUGGCAACGGAGCUCAUCUUGCUCGUAUGACUCCUGGGUUAAUGCCACCAAACACCACGGGGCUUGACGGUGGAAUGCAAAUGUACCAGCACCCAAAUCAAGCAAGAUCAACUCCUCCCCCAUAUCUCCAAUUCGGCUCAACUGGAAUUGGCUCUACUAAUUUCGCGUCAACCAGUACCAACUUGGGAACUUUUAACAAUAAUUCUUAUGCAUCACCUUUGAAUCCCAGUGGGGGCUAUGCUGGAAUUCGUUUAACUAAUGACGGGGAGCUGAUUGGGUCCGGCCAAGUCCGGUUCAAUGGGAAUGGGCUAUCACCCACUGGCUUGGGUUCCAUGAAUUGGAACGAGAAUUACAAUCUGAACAGCAAUGCACAAGUGAUUACGAAUGGGACAAUAGGACAAUUUUCUUCAGCUGGUUUCACUAACAAUUUGAGUCCUUCUGCUGAUUUCGGGAUUGCUAACCUAUUUUCAGCAACAUCGACUGUUGGAAAUCAAGAAAAUGGUUCAUUGUUGCCUACUAUGGGGAGUGACGAAGAGGAUAAUGAUGAAUUUGCUUUCAACCUUCUGAAUGAUCAACAAGUACUUGGUGAAGAUGAACUGAGUGAACUCCUCUUUGGAUCCAUCAAUCUUACCACUCCAAAUCAGGUUCAGCAAGAGAAUGCGGAAAGGGUAAACUUCCCCAGCAGCCCAUAUCAUCUGGAAAUGAACCCUCAACUCCAUGAUCUCUUGAAUGCUGAGUUUUCCACCUCAUGCACUCUCUCUGACAAAACUGCUCACACCGAACAAUCCUCUGCCCAGGGUCAAGAAAUGGAAGAAACAAUGAACCCCUUUGCCAAUAAUGUUACUCUGGCCCUGGGUGAAAACUAUUAUCCAAGCUUUGAGCUGCAGCUCUAUGGCAACACUAGUAGUGGGGAAUCGUCUACUCAAUCCGAGCUUAACAAUGUUAACGCUGGUGCAACAGAAGAUGAGGCUUGGGGGGAGGACUUCUUGGACUUCCUGCUUGGAAAUGAGCCCUUUUGA